AUUCCUGAUCAUUCAUGGUGAACCUCUUCAAAAGAGAGAAGUGGAGCUCUGUCUGAAGCUGAUUCUUUUAAGGUCUGUAGUGGAAGCAGGAGGACCAGGAGGAGGGGAGGGCAUCACAUGGGAAGCAGUCAGGCUGCAGUCACAUGGCUUGUGUUUGCAAGUUCAGUUAAAGCGGAGGAGGGGUUUGCACAGAAGUUUGUGUAAUAGGAACAACUGCGGCAUUUUUCAUGUGGCUUUUGAACAAGUUGAAACCCUGAAACGGGAAGCAGUGAAGUGUAACUUUUGACCAACAAAACAAAAGUAUGGAAAUGCCUGCAAUAAACUUAAAGGCCAUAGUGCUGGUACACUGGCUGCUCACUGUGUGGGGAAGCCUGGUUUUGCUUCCCCAGUCCUAUGCAUGGGGGAACUUCAGUGUUUUAGCAGUUGGAGUGUGGGCGAUAGCACAGAGGGACUCCAUUGAUGCUGUUCUCAUGUUUCUUACAGGAAUGGCUGUCACAAUAUUGACUGACAUUAUCCAUUUUGGGAUCAUUUAUCCGCUGACGAACAUCGUGGCAGUAGGGCGCUUCGCCGCAGGCAUGGCUAUCCUUAACCUGCUGAUUAAACCCCUUUCCUGCUUCUUUGUCUAUCAAAUGUACCGUGAACGAGGAGGAGAUUACAACGUCAACUUUGGUUUCCCUUCUGUAUCUCGAAACAGAGACACUUAUCAGUCCAUUGACCAGCAGGAUGAGUCUUCAAGUCCAACAAAUCCCUUCAAUCAGGCUCAGGACAGCAAACCAGGCGUCCGCACUUACUGAGCAAAGCACAUCAUUAAAUAUGCAAUCUGUUGUUCAUUUCUUGUUUUUUUGUUUGUUUUGUUUUUUUAAAUCAGCAUUACAGUCCUAAAAGAUUUAUUUUAAAGGCCACUGCAGGGCCACUGCGCUAGUACAAUAGAAAUAAUCUGUUUGGGUUUUAUAGUGAAACUGUUAUUUUUUAUUUUUUGUUUUUUUAUGUUAAGGCUUUGAAAGGUGGAAAUGAUUUCUACUGCUGUGGAACGGACAGAUGAUCACAUCGAGGAAACAAACUAUGGUUUGCUGUUAUGUUUAGGUACAAGUAGCUGAUUCUUUUAGCAGGAUGGUGUUAGAUCAAAUGUGAUGAAAAUAGUUCUUUUUAUAAAUGUGGCACUUACAGACAUCAAAACUGAAAUGUUUCUCUCUGUUGCAUAAAGAUUUCUGUGUAUACAUUUUGUUUCUUUAUAUGGCACAACAGAUCAAAAAAAUGCCCAUCCGUCAAACAUGUUUAUAUUAAUGGUCAGCUCUGGCUCAGGAGUCUUUUUUUUUUUUUUAAGUGUAUGUUGCACAGGUACUACAUGUAAAGUUAAAUUCAAGACAUGAUAACCAAUAUUGACGUUCCUUUUUUUUUUCCCCUUAUAGCUGAGUUAUAUGUUGGUGUCUUCACAGAUAGGCACAAUGUUUUUUGUGUAUGUUUAGUAACCAAGAAAAGACAGUAUUAGGGCUACUGUGAAAUUGACCAAACAAUAUCGGUGUGAUUAAUUAAUGGUUAAUUUCCUUGUUCCUUUACUUAUUCUCAACUUGCUGUCAUGAGAUGACGCUUCAUUUUAGAAUACCAAUUAGUAGUGGACCACAUACUUUGGAGUAUCUCAUUUAGGCUGAAAUGUCAAUUUGUGCACACCACAAAUAAUAAAUUAGGUGUCUAGUUAGGUGUACUCAAGAAAAAUAUUUUAUUUUAACUUAUUCAAAAUGUGUGUAUGCACCCUGGAUCAUUGUACACAAAUUGCGCAGCAGCUAAAUGGAAAAAACACUGUUGCAUCACUCUUUUUAUAGUUUUAGUUCUCUUCUGUGUCAUCAGUUCUCCUUUAGGAAAUCCUGAUGAUCUGUGCCUCAAAAUAGGGAUGUUGUAACUAUGCUGGUCAUGUUCAGGCGUGUGAAACUGUCCUCUACUAAACUGGGUCAUACCUUGCUUACAUGCUUUAUUUAAACAUAUCUCUAUACAGAAAGCAGCAGCAUCCAGGUGAAUAUACACUUAAUCACAUCAAUCCAACAUUAUCCAAGCACACAAUUAUGCAGCUUAAGUAUUAUUUUUAAAUGCUGGUAUAGCAGUCACAUUGCUGUGAAGAAAGGGUUUGCCCCCUCACAGAUUUCUUCUGUUUCAGCUGUUUUGUCACCCCUAAAUGUUUUAGAUAGUGAAACAAAAUUCAGGCAAGGAUAACAUAAGUAAAUAGAAUUUAAAGUUUUUAAUGAUGACCUCAUUAUGUGAAAUAAUGCAUUGAAUCCUGGACACUGACCCUAACCUAGACAGAUGACUGCAGUGCUUUAAAUACUGUUCUUGUUCUUGUUUUUAUGACCUGGAUGAAUCAUCAGUGUCCUCUUGGAGUAAUUUGUUUUGACCUGUUGCUCCGGACAGGGUUCACCACUGUUUCCUGUUAUCUUGAUUGGUAGACAAUUGCUUUCACUGUGGUUUGCUUCAUAAAACCUUUAAAAAGACUUAUUCCCCUUACCAAACUAAUAUGUCAGUGACUUUGCUUCUCAUCUGUACUUGAAUUCCUUUAGGUUGCAUGAGUAAUAUGUUGCUAUUUAAAUAUUUUGGCCUGCUUCAGUUUGUCAGACAGGUUCUAUUUAAGUGAUUUCUUGAUUCUACAGGUCAGUCCCAGGUAUAGUUGGUGGAAUUAAACUCAGCUUCCAAAAAAGUAUGGUUUUUCACAGUAAUUUUUUCCUUAAAUGUAAGUCAUAUACAAAUUGCUCAUCUGAUAUUAAAUUCUCAAACAUUUGUGUGACUAAGAAGCAAAAACAUAAAUCUGUAAGAAACUAGUAUUUUUUAAAGCCCUAUGCAAGAUUGUUCAGCCUUAGUUUGCAGAGGAUUCUGAACAAAAUUUACCUGCUGGAUUCUUUUCAACAUUGUAAAAACUGUUAAUUUAUUGCACCAUGAUUUGGGGGUUUCUAUAAUUGCUCAGACUUUAAAUAUUCUUAGAAUCAAUCAAACUUUGUUAAAAAUAUAUUUUGGCUUCUUUUUUCAGUUUUUGUUUAUAAGGUAACACAAAUAAAGACUUAUGAUGCA
Molecule: messenger RNA, 3051 nt
Organism: Girardinichthys multiradiatus
Lineage: Eukaryota; Metazoa; Chordata; Actinopteri; Cyprinodontiformes; Goodeidae
Product: angiotensin II receptor-associated protein
Exons: 5
Coding region: 303-794 (163 amino acids)
Biological process (GO): regulation of blood pressure; angiotensin-activated signaling pathway
Cellular component (GO): plasma membrane
Source: RefSeq, a predicted model, not a curated record